Humulus lupulus (European hop) is the source of this 512-nucleotide messenger RNA. RefSeq names its product thioredoxin H-type 2-like. Lineage: Eukaryota; Viridiplantae; Streptophyta; Magnoliopsida; Rosales; Cannabaceae. The transcript has 3 exons. The record is from RefSeq and is a predicted model, not a curated record. Bases 122 to 361 code for a protein of 79 amino acids.
GACGACAGGUGGGGGGUCUUGGGUCUGAGCUCGAUGGCAUAGGGGGGUCGGGGUCGGGGCUCGACCAUUUUCAGAAGGGAAAGGAGUCCAAGAAACUGGUAGUGGUUGAUUUCACUGCAUCAUGGUGAUGACCCUGCCGUGUUAUUGCCCCAAUCCUCACCGACCUAAGAAGAAUUCAAGUGUCAUAUUCCUGAAAGUUGAUGUUGAUGAGUUGCAGGAUGUUGCUAAGGAGUGGGAAAUCGAGGAAAUGCCAACCCUUUUGUUCCUCAAAGAAGGGAAAAUUAUUGACAAGAUUGCGGGAGCUAAGAAGGAUGAGCUUAUUGAUAAAGUUGCAAAGCAUGCCGCUGUGACUGCUGCUUGACUUUGAUUAGCGUUUUGGGGUUUUCAUCUGCAACCUCAAGUUCUCUAUUUAUUUUAGUUUUGGUUUAACUUUAUUGGUGUUUAUUUUGUAUUGUAGGCUAAAAUUCUACUGAUAUUUAAGAGAACCAAGGCAACAAGAAAUUCUUCAAGUU